Acyrthosiphon pisum (pea aphid) is the source of this 1404-nucleotide messenger RNA. Its product is annotated as prostaglandin G/H synthase 1-like. Gene Ontology annotation, cellular component: neuron projection; cytoplasm. Gene Ontology annotation, biological process: cyclooxygenase pathway; response to oxidative stress. Bases 1 to 1404 code for a protein of 467 amino acids. The transcript is spliced from 9 exons. Gene Ontology annotation, molecular function: peroxidase activity; prostaglandin-endoperoxide synthase activity; oxidoreductase activity, acting on single donors with incorporation of molecular oxygen, incorporation of two atoms of oxygen. The record is from RefSeq and is a predicted model, not a curated record. NCBI's taxonomy places the organism in Eukaryota, Metazoa, Arthropoda, Insecta, Hemiptera, Aphididae.
AUGUACAGCAAGGAAAAUGGAUUAUCGUGCUGGUGCACCCAAAACUACGUCGGCGAACACUGCCUCCAUCAAAAUUCUGUGAAAAGAUUAGAAAAUGUGUUCGCUGGUUCCAACAACGGUGGAUACGGUCCCAGAAUAUUGCCAUCAGCAUGUCCACUGGAAUGUUGUGCAAACGACAAAACUUCACCGCCGCUGGGAAAACUGUACAACAAAGUCCUCAAACGGAAACCCGGUCAGUUAAUACCGGAUCGGAAGAACAGAAAUUUACUGUUGGACGCGUUCUAUCAAUAUUUCGUUUUGCAAUUUUUCGACGCAAAUUCGAACUUGACGGUAACGGCUUCCCAAUUGUACGGCAGUGAUGAUAUGUCGGAGAGAUCGAUGAGAUCGUUCUCCGGUGGUAAGCUCAAGACAAGCGCAAUUAAUUACAAGCCAUUUGCGACGAACCAUGCGCUCGCACCAUACUCAGACGUAUAUUUAACGGCGUUGACAAAAGAUAUUUCGAUCGACAGGUCGUGGCCCAGCAGAAUGAACGCCCGUCUAUCCGAACGGGCCGAGAUGUUGAGCACGGGCACAAUGUUUUACGUAAUGUCGCUCCUCUGGGCACGUGAACACAACUGGAUGUGUGCUGAGCUGUCACAGAAGUGGCCGACGUGGACAGACGAAGAGCUGUAUAUCAAGGCCAGGAAGAUUGUAACCCGUCAAAUGAUGAACAUAAUGAUGACCGAAAUCCAAAAUGUGGAACUCAGACAGGAAGGGUACCACCAUCGAAUGGAAUACAUCCGUGGUUCCGGCAAUCCUUUUGAACUGCACUUGACGAUGGCUGUAUCAAAUGUGCCAGAAAAAUUGCAAUGCAGUUCAACGAAUUUGACGUCCUACAGUAACGCCAGUCAAGUUUCGGAAGCUGCUUUAAAUGACUCCAUUCAAGUAAUGAUGAGUUCAAAGAUAAACGUGGUCACGGUCAACGAUGACAGCACCUUGACGGAACAGCUUACCAUGACACUCUCGAGAGAACAAUGUUUACAGCGUUUCAAUAACUAUAGAAGACGGAUAGGGCUGCCUGCUUACAAAAACUUUUUCGAUAUUACCGUUAACGUCGAAGCCCCAACGGAAUUCGAAAAAUUGUAUAGUACCAUGGAGAAAGUGGAGUUGUUAACCGUCGUGUUGACGGAAAAAUCCAUUUCUGGAGUUCUACCAACAGAAGGAACAUGUGUUAGAGAAUUCACUAUCUUCUUGAUGUUAAGUGUGGUGGUAGUUCAUCUGGAAUGCAGUAAAAUAGUCCAUCAAAAUUCUGUGAAAAGAUUAGAAAACGUGUUCGCUGGUUCCAACAACGGUGGAUACGGUCCUAGAAUAUUGCCUCCAGCUUGUCCACUGGAACGUUGUGCGAACGACAGUUUUCGAAUGUAA